Molecule: messenger RNA, 1307 nt
Organism: Oppia nitens
Lineage: Eukaryota; Metazoa; Arthropoda; Arachnida; Sarcoptiformes; Oppiidae
Exons: 3
Coding region: 69-1049 (326 amino acids)
Molecular function (GO): protein binding
Source: RefSeq, a predicted model, not a curated record
ACUCUUACAUUUAAAAUAAAUACAUUUUAAUGAAAUACUUAAAAACAGUAUAUAUGUUUGUGAUUUAGAUGUUUGACUCCGACCUACUGGUGCUGGUGGUUAGGAAAGCACCGGUUUGGCACUAUUCCACUCUAACCAUUCCAUAUUUAGCCACUGUAAACAUCAUUGUCAGAACAUACUGUGCUCCCUGUGCUCCUUAUACUAAACAAUUGCCACAAUCUCUAUCACCAAAAACACCAUCACCAGCAACAUCGGUACCGUCGCCAGCUCUGACAAUACAUGACUCAGCCCAACAUCGCAUACAAACCACUGGCAAACUAUUAAACAACUUUUUCAAUAGUAAUACAACUACUUUGAAUGCAAACAACCGCAAGAGGCGCACAACACUAUUACCAAAGAUAUUGCCAAAUACAUUCAUCCCUGCAUUUUGUAAAUCACUUCAAUAUAGUCAUAAUCCAAAUAGGAUUCACCUGAAAGCCAGUGGCAAUCAAUCGGUUUUAGUUAUCACUGCAUACCUCUAUGAGGGACUUAAACUUAGCAAUGAUUUUGAAUGCCAUAUACUGGUAUACGCCCCCACAAAUAUGGGUAUCGUUUCGACAGUUAAGAAGGUAUCAUUUCACGACAACGACACCCUAUCCUUCCAGAGCGGAACUAAUCCGGAGAGUGUAUGGAUCCCGAAGGGUGACGACUAUAAAUUCAAAGAAAUAGUAGCCGUUCCCACCAAUGAGGAAAGCAAUAUGUUUUUGAAGUUCCGACCGAGUGUAAACCGGUCCAACCAUAUGGCCGGCUUUGAAAUUGCAUUCACAGCAUACAAACAAGUGGACAAAAACAAGGGCGAGACAUGCGAUGACGACCUAUUUGACUGCGGAGACAAUGGACGCUGUAUUUGGCCGGAACUUCAGUGCAACGGAUAUAACAAUUGCGGCAAUGAAAUGGACGAAUCGGGUUGUGCCGGUGUUAGCACUUGGAUUAUCAUAUUGUUAGUGGCUAUUGGCAUACUUGUUGUCAUAUUGGCUAUAUUUGUCUGGUAUAAAAUGGCUCAAAGAUAAAUUCAUUAACCCAUUGGCCUAUCCAUUGGUGAGCAAACCUCAUGAAUCAGCUUCUCUACCGUUUCAUUGAUUAAGUGUAUUAGGAUUACGACAAAGUGCCGAUAAUUUUUCUAAAUACGUAACUAUUAAUUACUGGAUUUUGUUACUAAUUAUUAUUGUUGUUAUUAUAUGUAAAUUGUCUUUUUUCAGAUAAAAAUCAUGUAUUAAUUAAACAAUUUUACUUUUAAUACUAUAAUAUAGAAAUUGUUAAUUAUAAAA